This is a messenger RNA of Amphibalanus amphitrite, 1950 nucleotides long. Its product is annotated as gamma-aminobutyric acid receptor alpha-like. Gene Ontology annotation, cellular component: neuron projection; synapse; membrane. The coding region runs from base 46 to 1626 and encodes 526 amino acids. The transcript is spliced from 11 exons. The record is from RefSeq and is a predicted model, not a curated record. Gene Ontology annotation, biological process: signal transduction; chemical synaptic transmission; regulation of membrane potential. Gene Ontology annotation, molecular function: neurotransmitter receptor activity; GABA-A receptor activity; extracellular ligand-gated monoatomic ion channel activity. Lineage: Eukaryota; Metazoa; Arthropoda; Thecostraca; Balanomorpha; Balanidae.
UGUUUAUAGACUGACGGACGAGUUAGAAGUGCUGCGCGCAGACUCAUGACAGCAGCGCUGCAGCCUCUACAGGCCCUGGUGAUGCAGCUGCUGCUACUGCUGCUCACCGGGCCCGCAUCUCAUCUGGCUGACGGGUACCGGUUUCUGUCCUCUGAGCUGAACGGCACCGAGCCGUCCGAGGCGACCUCCGGCAGGAUCCAGAGGCGACACGCCAACCUCGCGCUCAGCGAGAACAUCUCGGCGGUGCUGGAGAACCUGCUGAAGAACUACGACAGCACCCAGCGGCCCGCCAGCGGCACGGAUUGCCCAACACGCGUCCAGACCAACAUCCUGAUUCGGAGCAUGGGGCCAAUCUCGGAGCUGGAUAUGGAGUACUCGAUGGACUGCUACUUUCGGCAAAUGUGGCGCGACCAGCGGCUGACAUUCAACAGCUCCAUCGACCAGCUCAGUCUCAGCAUCAAAAUGCUCGAGGGCAUCUGGAAACCGGACACCUACUUCCUGAACGGUCGCGGCAGCUAUGUGCACACGAUCACACGACCCAACAAACUCAUUCGGCUCAGCAGCAACGGCGUCAUACUCUACUCGAUGCGACUGACCAUUAAGGCCAAGUGCCCGAUGCUGCUGCAACAUUUCCCCAUGGAUAAGCAGACCUGCCCUCUCGUGAUAGGAAGCUACGCGUACACCAGUCACGAUGUGAUCUACGAAUGGGACCACGAGAACGUGCGGCUGGCCCGCGGCAUCUACCUGUCCCAGUUCGACCUCAUCUCGUACCCGUUCCGGAAUGCCACCGUACAGAGGAAGGGAAGUCGCCACAAGGAGGAAUAUUCCAUCCUCCAAGUCAACUUCAACCUGCAGCGGCACACGGGCUACUUCAUGAUCAACGUGUACCUGCCGUGUACUCUGAUCGUGGUGCUGUCCUGGGUGUCCUUCUGGAUCAACCGUGAGGCGACCGCUGACCGGGUUAGCUUAGGGAUAACUGCUGUGCUGACGCUCUCCACAAUAAGCAUAGACUCGCGCAUCUCGCUGCCCAAGGUCUCCUACGCCACUGCCAUGGACUGGUUUCUCUUCGCCAGCUUCGCGUUCGUCAUCGCCACGCUGCUAGAGUUCGCCGGAGUCCACUUCUUCACCAAGGUGGGCAGUGGCGAGUUUCCAGUGCUGGACGAAUCCAACACCGAGCAGGAGCGGAGGUCCCAGGAGGAGGAGGAGGAGGACGAGUGGGAGGACGAGGAGCUCCUGGAGGAGGAGCUCUCGCCGGAGCAGGAGCAGGAGCUCCGACCAGGAGACGUCUGGAGACACCGGACGGGCACCUACAUCGGCUCCAGAGAAAUCCAUCAGGGGAUGCUCGACAAUCACAUCUCGGUGGUCGGCGGCCUACCAUCCCCCUCCUCCCCGUCUCCGAAGCCGGUCCGGUCGGACCCGUGCUGGUACCAGGUGCUUCACUGCAUCAUCGGCAACGAGCUCUAUCGUCGCAAACGACGAUCGGCCGGCUCGCGGAUCAACUCUGUCAGUCGGAUAGACCGGGUGUCUCGGGUGCUCUUUCCGCUGCUGUUUGGAUGUCUGAGCUUGUUUUAUUGGAAUUUGUACUGGUCACAGCCGCCACCCAAUUCGUGGGAGAUGACUGAUUAGGUGGUGUGUAAUAUAAACGCUGGGGUAUGAGUGAACGGAUGCGGUUCUUUGGGCAGUCGGUGCUGCUGUGGGCAGUGGCAACUGGCAGCUAUGUAAAUCACUAGCAUUAAGUGUUUGAAAUGGCAAAUUGUCAGUGUAACUACAGGGUAUGUGGAAGGGCAGCUUGUGAUGGGACAUGAAAAUAACUUGUAUGUAACGUGUAUAAAUAAAAAGUUAUCAGAAAGUAGAUUAAAGUGAAAUCCUUCACUGAUGCACGGACAAGUUACUUGACUGGUAAUAAUGACUCAUGUUCUGAUGUUACUGUGUAAAUAAACCUAUAGACGU